AAACCGAUCGGACGCGUUACUCGUUUUUUUUCGGGUGGAUCUUUGACAGGGAUCACACAAAAUCGGACAGGAUCGCGUGUUACCACGUCGAACCGUAAACCGUCGUGAGUGUUUUCGUGCGUGCGUGUUGUGAAGAGGUGCCAGAACUAGAAAACCGUUCGAACGGUUUCGGUGAAAUUGGAUUCAAGCAGUGACAAAACAAGUUGUUCGGCGAGGCUGAAACCGGGGGACAAACCCGUGAAGGAAAGUGUUGAUAUUUGCUGUGUCCAGUUCUCGAAUAAAGGCCUGUCUGCAGGCCUACCUGCCUGCCUGCUGGAAAGCAACGUGUCGAACAAGCUGCGGGAAGCCGCGAAGAAAACACGUUUCGUUUUUUUUAUAAUUCGACCGAUAGUUCUGAAUUCUCGAUGUCGUGUUCGCGUAUUGAUGGGCAACUGGAUGCGUGGUGAGCCAUAUUUUUAGUGGUGGGACUCCCACGCACCCCCAAGCGUUAUUGUUGUUGCUGUUGUUGCUGUCGAAUCGGUUGCUGUUAUUGUCGUUCCCUGCUUCGACUGAGUAGGCGCUUCAAUCGUAGAAUACGGAACGAAUGGUUGUUUGUUUUCCGAGUGUGGAAGAGUGUGUCAUUUGACAGUGCGUGACGUGCUUCAAGGUGUCGAAUGUAAUUGCAUCAGAAGGAGCAUCGAUCGAUUGGGGUGUCGAUAUUCGUGGCAGGGCAGCACCACCGCGGAAUGUGGUUUUUCGGUUCCCCUGCCCCGGGAAGAAGGUCGUGUGUGCCAAAAGACCAUUAGUUGAGACCGGGCCGGAUCGGAGUGUGAAAUCGGAGGUGCUGGCGGUGGCAGCAGCAGAUAGCAGUUAGGGAAGGUUAGAAUUUACUUUGUCGCGCACGAGCGACGAGUUACUGCUGCGGCCCGGCGAUGGAUGGCGUGAAAAAUCGAAUCGAAGAAGCUGAUUAAAGCGAAGAGAUUAGAGUGUCAGCUCCGCGAGGCUAAAUUGGUUGUGUGGCUGUGGGGUUGUGAUGAUUUUUUUUUUCGUUCUGUUGUUUUUGUUGUUUGGUUCCAUUCUACUCUAGUUGAUGAAAGAGUGCAGAAAGAGUGAAGGGAGGUACAAGGUGCUAAAAAAAGGAGCCUGAAGUGAACGACAGAAAAUAACAACGGAGUUGGUGGUACCGACGAAGGUAGCAAAAUAAUAAAAAAAAACGUGAUUUUAGCGAAACGGUCCUUGCACACAUACUCACACUCAUACACACACACAAACGUAUAGAUAUAUACUCACACGUAUCCAGCGGGAAAGAGGUGGAUUCGAUUUUUAAACGGUCGUGCUCUCGGGAUGGUGGUUUUUUCGAGGAAUUCGUUCGAGGUAAACUGAUUAGAACGGCUCGAAUGGCAAGAAAUUGUUUGCUGGUCCGAAGGAAGCAAAGGAAGGCAGGAAGGUUCCAGAUCGAAAGGUAGAUGCUGUCCCCGCUGAAGCGCCACUAGCGGUCGAUUGCGAAAGCGCCAAAUAUAAACAACAACAACAUCCAUCGAAUGCUGUCAGUGGAAAAUGGGUUAACCGUGUGCAUGUCGUCAUGAUUUCGAAACCAGUGUGAACCCGUCCAGUGGGUGCGCGGUGAACAAACAAAAAAAAAAUAAAAACAAGCAAAACAAGCACACCGGCAAACACUUAAUUAGAACGAAAGCGAAAAUAAAAACACGGACGGAGGUAGAAAUGUUCUCAUGGAGUCGCCAUUUUUGCUGUCGCUUGUGGUUUCCAGAGUGCUGCUAAACGACGUCACCGCGUGACGUCAAAUAAAAGAAAAAAAAAACACUCACAGAAAACUAGUGAAAGGAUCACGUGACGGUUGGUAAUUAGUUAGCUAGCUAGAUCCCGGUUUUUUUUUUCGGUGUACCGUCGGUCGGCCGCCGCGUUAAAUGGAAGUGCACUCAACGAGAAUUCGAUGUUCAGUAGCGUGCAGAUCAGAACGGUGGGCAAGUGAGUGAGCGGCCGAAAAACAGCUAGGAGCGCAGAAGAAAGGGAAAGCGGAAGCAGUAUGACUUGUGCAGCAGAAAAAAGAAUGUUUCACCGGGGAGCCAACGCUGCCACAGCAACCGCCAUCUGGUGGACCAGCUGCUGUUGGGUACUGAUCGGUACCCUGAUCCAUCGGACAGCCGGGCUGGACCCGAAAUUCGAUCCGUCGACCCGGAUGCGGCUGGUACUGGUGCCAGCGGAUGCCACCGUCGGUUCCAUCAUCUACCGGUUGCGGGCCACCGACGAAGAGUUCGAGUAUCCGCUACAGUUCGAGUUGGUUGGUGACGCCUCGGCCUCGACGGUCCAGAUCGAGACUCUACCGUGCACCAAGUUCAACUCGAUCUGUCAGGCCAACGUGAUACUGACGAGACGGCUCGAACCGGGCCGGUACUACGAUUUCCAGGUUUCGGUGAAGGACACCAAGGGGGGCAUGUCGGUGCAGAGCUGCUCGAUCACGGCCACCAAUUUCACCACGCCGCACGAUCUCAUAUUUCCGCACAAAACCGGCAUCAUCAUGGUACCGGAGGAUGCCAAAAAGGGUACCGAACUAGAUUACGUGCUGGCCAACAGGAAUCCUCUGCAGCAGAAACCAGUUUAUCUUGAACUUUGGGGCUCACCACUGUUCGCCAUUCGACAGAAAAUCGUUUCCCCGGAGAUGACCGAGGGCACCAUCUUUCUGCUGGGACCGCUGGACUUCGAGCGGCAAGCAAUGUAUCACCUCACCGUACUGGCCAACGACGCCUACGCGGAACCGGGACAGGAUUCGCGCAACAUCGCCGGUCUGGAAGUGGUCAUCAUCGUGGAGGACGUACAGGACGUUCCGCCCGUAUUCACGGUGGCACCACCCGUCACCCGACUGCCACCGGGUUUGAUUCCCGGCGAUAAGGUCCUGCAAGUUCACGCCGAAGACGGUGACAAGGGCGUACCGAGAGAGAUCCGCUAUGGACUUGUUUCGGAGGGAAAUCCUUUUACGUCGUUCUUCGAAAUCAACGAAACUAGUGGUGAAAUCUCUCUUCUUCGUCCGUUGGACGACAUCCUGGCGCUGACGCACGUGGGCGACCCGGUCCUGCUGACAGUAAUUGCCGAAGAGGUCAAGGUCGCUCGCGAUGAACCACCGGCCAUGGCAACAACGGUGCAACUGGCAUUUUUCCUCCCGGAACGGAGCAACUCCCCGCCAUACUUUGAAAAUGACCACUACGUCACCCGUUUGGAGGAGAAUUCCGCUCCGGGGACGACAUUGACCUUCACCGAUCCGUACACGCCACGCGUCAUGGACGAUGACGCCGGUAAAAACGGAGUCUUUUCGCUGACGUUGAUUGGCAAUAACGGAACGUUCGAAAUAUCACCCAACGUGGCCGAAGGACACGCUAAUUUCGUGAUCCGCGUCCGGGACAACUCUCUACUGGACUACGAAACCGUGGAGUUCGUUCACUUUCAGAUUCUCGCCCAAGAGCUCGGACCGGCCACCAAUCUGUCGACGUCGGUGAACGUAACGGUUUAUCUUUCGGACAUCAACGACAACCCACCGGUGUUCGAGCAGAGUGACUACAUCGUGGAUCUUCCGGAGAACAUGACGGCCGGAACGCGGGUGGUGCAGGUACACGCAACCGACGUCGAUACCGGUUUGGGCGGAAAAAUCCGAUACACUCAGAUUCUGGGCCCGCAGAAUACUUCCCUGAAUCUGGAUCCGAUCUCCGGUGUGAUUACGGUGGCUACCAACAACCAUGGUUUCGAUCGGGAAGCCAUGCCCGAGUAUCAUCUGUACGUGGAAGCACGGGACGACGAUGGGAUCGGUAAUCGUGCGCAGGUUCUGCUGGUCAUCCGGCUGAUAGACGUGAACGACGAAACGCCAAUCUUCGAGAAAAGUCUGUACGAAUUCAUUCUCUCGCCGAGCCUGCGAAAUUUCACCAUCCCAGCGUUCAUCAAAGCAACCGACGGCGAUGCCGAGGCACCCAACAACGAGGUUCGCUACGAACUAAUCUAUGGCAACUACGAAAACAAGUUUGAACUGCAUCCGAUUACGGGCGAGCUCAAACUGACCUCAGCCCUUGUCCGGAGGGGUAAAAACGCUCGCCAGAGACGCCAAGCUAGUCAGCAGUCUACAACGGAUUCGACGGAAUCGGAUAUGUUCGUCCUGACGGCCCGGGCAUUCGAUCUGGGCGUUCCGGUGCGAUUUUCCACCUGCACCAUUCGUGUGUACCCACCGGAAAGCCGAACGCGGACGAUGACUUUCAUCGUGCCGGGACACGAUCCAGACCGGGCGCGGGUUCAGGAAACCCUGGCCGAUGUGACCGGUGGCCGUGUCAUAAUUCAGGAAAUUCGACCGUACAGUGGAACGGUUCCCGGUGCCACCGAUAUCGGUGGAAACAGUAAGGAUCGCAGCGUAGUCCUGGCCACCAUUCUGUACGACGGUGAUUCCGUGGUCGACAUCGGUCGCAUCCAGCAGAGACUGUCCGCCAACGGUACGGUAAUCAGCAGUCUCAGUCAGGAUGAACGUAGUGCGAUCCUCUACAAAGCGGAGAACCGGGUACUGUUCUGGUUGUUGAUCUUCCUAGCCAUACUGCUGGCACUGGGCAUACUGACCCUGUUGCUGUGCUGCAUUUGUCCCUGGUGUCCGCUGUACGCCGCCACGAGAAAAAGAGUAAUUAGAGUCAAUAGUAUCGAAGAUGAUGUUCAUCUUGUUCAUAGAGAGCAAGUCAUUGGAAAACAGUCAAAAUCUGUUCAGGUCGCGGAAUGGAUGGGACGAAGAGAAGCCUGGUCGGCGGAUCGAUCGUCCGAUUCCCGUACCAAACCGACGCGUUGGGAAUUUAGAGGAAGACGACACGCUAACAAAGCCUCACUAGCGGCGGCGUCCUCCACGGCUUCCGGCCGCGACAACCAGGGACUCACGAUUGACGAUGAUGAAGAUGGCAGCGGCGGCGGCGGCGGUGGUGGAAACAGCAAUACUAGAAGCGGCGGCGGUGGUGGUGGUGGUGUAGGACGUUUGCCACCGCAAACUGACAAGAAGACGAUGACCGAUGGCGGUGGAAAAACGAAAGAGCAGACUGUUAAAAUUAGAAACGAAUAUAAAUCCAAAUCGGCCAAGGAGCAGCAGCAGCAUGUUACAGGAGUUGGUGGCGGCGGCGGUGGUGGUGGUGGUGUGGGCGACGGGUUGCACCGUUCCCGGAGUAAUCUGUUAAACAACGAACAACGCACGGACAUGUACAUCGAGGACGUGGACGAUCAGGACGAUCCCGAGUAUCAGUCGUUGCGGCGCGUCCAUCAUCAUCAGCAGCAGCAGCACCACCACCACCAUCAGACACAGAUCGAUGACGAUUCGAUGCGACGGCACGAGAUGGACCGGGGGAGUGAUUUGAACUACGAACGGCGGGGUAGCUUCAAGCGACAGGGGGGACUGGGUGGUAAUGUUGGUGGGCUGGACGACGGGAUCGAACCGCGGGAUCAGUAUUAUAUUAAGGAUGGGAAUGCGGAGAUUCUCCGGUUGAUUACCAGGGGCAGAAACGAGGAGGAGAACAUCUAUGUGAAUGUUCCCCAGCGAGGUGGCGGUGGAGUUGGUGGACAGGGUCCGAAUCAACCGCAGUACAUCAUGGUGGACAAUGGGGGGAAGGAGAUUCUGAUGAGACGAUACAUUGAAGAGCAAGCGAACGGAAAACAGAUAAUUCGGGAGCACUAUCAGUUACUGCCCGGGGCCACUUUCAUACAGACCAUCCCGAAUGAGGUUCCCACGGGGUACCGAGGGGAACAUGUAACGGAGGUCAAAGUUGGUCUUGACCAGAAAACGGAGAGGGGUUCCGCCCGGGAUGUCGAUGAUGACGAAAUUCAGAUAACGCAUGCCGUUUCGAACCACUCGCUGAUACAGCAGGAGUUGGAGAAUUCGCUCAAGCAGCAGAACGCUUUGUUGCGACAGAUUCUGCUGGAGAAGGAGAAACUGGAGGAGAAGUACAACCAGCAGGAUCAGGCACUGGAAACCCAAAGUUUGCCAUGCCAAUCGAUGGCGGUGGUUGCUGCGACACAAACCGACUGCGAAACGGCGACACAAACCGAACCGAUCCGGAUCGAGAGAAGAAGAACCAAAAGCGAAAACGACGAUUCGCUGUCGGAGGACGAAUACGAGUACAUCAAGUACAGUCCACCGGACAGUCCGGAUGGUGUUUAUUUGAUCAAGCGGAAGCGUACCCGAAAGAAGACCAAAUAUAAAACGGACGGAGAGUCGAGCGAAGGUCGAACGGGGCGGAGAUUUAUAACCGUGGAAUCGGUGAAGCGAAAAAUACGGACCCCAAUUCAGGAGGAGGAGGAACCCAAAAGAUCACCUCCGAAGCAUGCAGAAACGAGAGCCAGCAUACUGAGACGGAAGCGAAACGAGGAGAGACUGAAGAAGGAUGUGCUUAUGGAAAUUUCCGACUCGUUGGAAGACAAAGACACCAAAAAGAAGGAGAAACGUAAGAAAGUCUACAAGAAGAACGUGAAAUACUACGAGGAUUCCGAUGGAUCCGACAAGGAGGUAAUGGCACAGAAGUACUUUUCAGCGGAUAGUUUGGAUGAGAUGAAUUCCGACGUCGAGGACUACAGUUAUUCGGUGACGAAGAGCUCCAAAUCGGUCACGGUUUCGCCAAGGGCUGGGGUACAGCAGAGAAUAUCCAGGCGGGACAACAAGACAACGGAAACGACGACCACACGAAUACGGUUGGCUACUUCGGAGUCACCCUCCCGGCCCUACAAGGGCCCCGCACCGAAGCCACCUCGAUUAACGAAAUCUCUGUCGAAGGAAGGCUUGGAAACACAGGACGGACGAGACAUCCCUGCCAAGUACAUGGAUUGGUACUACAAUCUCGGGAAAGACGAUUCGUUGGAAAAGAAAGGUAGAAAGUUUGCCAAAAAGAAACAGACCUCAUCGUCUUCCAAAGAGGAUGAUCCGAAGUUCAAACCGGAACCGAUGCCACGAACGUCUCCUCCGAAGGAUGCACGUUUGCUGAAGGAAGACAUUCAGCUGGCCAAGCGUGUUCAAUCGCAAUCCUCCAGCGAACAGACCAGCCAUCCCCUUUUGCAGCACUCCGAACAUCGGUUCGAAGCCGAAUAUGAUCCCCAUUCGCAGGUACAUCCGCCGCCUGACAAACUACCGCACUACCUGUACCCGGAGACACCACCGAUCGUAAACCGGGACAAUAAGGUUCAGAUCAAGAUUGUCGAUUCUUCCUCCGCGAGUAAACCAUCUCCGAUCAAGGAGCAUGAAGUCAAAGAGUCCCGCUCCCGACCGGUCGAUCCGGCGAUGCCCGGAAACACAACCACAAAAACCCUGAACGCUUCCACACUGGAGGACGAUCACGAUUCCGGCAUUGCGAUGAACUCGUUGCUGCACAACAAAAGCAAACGGCACCCGAUCACGGACAAGAAAAGCAUAUUCACCAUCGCGUACGACGACGUACGCAUCCGGCAGAUCCGGUCGGAGAGUGACACGCCGCCCUUUUCCUAACAGCGGCCGCAGCAGUCUACUGACGGCAAACGGCAACAGCAGCACAGCCGGCGGCUACGGAAGCAGUACAACGCUCCGGCCGAACAGCAGCACCAGCACCAGCGGCGAACUGGAAGCGGGAAGCUGGUGCUGCCGUACCGAAAUAGCGACUGAUGCGAGCGAUCCGGAGCCUCCGUAGGCUGAGUUUCGAAUUACGUUCGAUAGUUUGAAGAACGAUCGAAAGUGCUUCCCCUACGUUUUGUGAUCAGUUCAGAAGCGUGUGAACAUUUAGACAAAAUUUUACAGUACAAACUAACCGUGGACACAUUUGGCCUAACAGAAGCAUUUUCCUCGUUGGUGACAAAUAUCAAAACCGGUGCCGCUUGGACAACCCCCUCCCCCCUUAUUGUUCUCCCCUUUACGAUGUAAGUUUAUCCUCAUGUUCUAAAGUUGGAGUAAACGCGAAACUGCCAUAAGAGAUAAGUUCACACUUAAGUAAAUAGCGCCAUUUUUCUUUUCCUAUAUGAAUAAGUAUAUACAUGAUAUUUAAAAAAACACAUAAAAGAAGAAGAACGGAUCAAUGGUUAAAGAAUCAAGCGAGCAAAAUUGAAGUAGUUUAAGCCACUUUAAUGAUCCGGCGCCGUCUUCUUGUCGAACGGUGCAGCCCCAUCGAGCGCCCCAAUGUUAAACAUUCUACAACAACCAAGUGUCAUUCCGAUCGUGCUAAGUUUCCUAUCCCUUUAAGAACUUGUACAGAGUAGCUGUUUCGUUCCGCGUUUAAGUUUUGUGUAUAUUAGUAGGACCAUAGUCGUGAUUUUAGUACAAGGAUUUUUGCCCUCCGCGGACUACCUUCUAGAAAGCGGAUAACCCGUUGUUUUUCGCGCCCUAGUUAUCAAAUAACUAGUCUGUUUUAGGUUUAUGUUGAGUUACGCCCACACGUAGUGAUAUUUUUCUUCCAAAAAAAAAAAAAAACAAAACAAACAAACAAUAAAGAACAAGACGAAAUGGAUGGUGUUUCGUCAUACUCAUUGCCUAUAGUUGCUUUCGAUAGAAGCGAUCUUCCACGAACACGGCUGAAAAUAUCGAAGCAACCUGCGGUUGCCUAGCAGCCCUAGUUGGGGACUCAUUCCAAUGUUGUGUUAAAAUAACUCAUUUCGGACACUCUUCUCUAUCCUGUGUUAUAAGUUUAAAAUAGCGGUUAAGGUGUAGUUUAGUUGAAUCGGUUGCGAUCGAGGUUGCAGCAAGUUGUAAAGUUGACUGUAAGUACUAUGAAUGUAAACAGGAGAGAAAAGGCGUAAGUAAAUUUGUAGCCAGAACCAGACUCUAUUCCUAGCCCUGUGUAUAAGCAAUCUGUAGUUAUUAAUCCAUCGAUCGAACCGAGUGGAGUUCGGUGGGUUAUAGAAGUUUAAAGAAGAUAUUUUGAAUAAU
This is a messenger RNA of Malaya genurostris, 8878 nucleotides long. It is a transcript of the gene Cad86C, whose product is annotated as cadherin-86C. The coding region runs from base 2024 to 7471 and encodes 1815 amino acids. NCBI's taxonomy places the organism in Eukaryota, Metazoa, Arthropoda, Insecta, Diptera, Culicidae. Gene Ontology annotation, molecular function: calcium ion binding. The transcript has 15 exons. Gene Ontology annotation, biological process: homophilic cell-cell adhesion. Gene Ontology annotation, cellular component: plasma membrane. The record is from RefSeq and is a predicted model, not a curated record.